Molecule: messenger RNA, 1433 nt
Organism: Camponotus floridanus (Florida carpenter ant)
Lineage: Eukaryota; Metazoa; Arthropoda; Insecta; Hymenoptera; Formicidae
Gene: CSN7
Product: COP9 signalosome complex subunit 7
Exons: 4
Coding region: 199-1038 (279 amino acids)
Biological process (GO): COP9 signalosome assembly
Cellular component (GO): COP9 signalosome
Source: RefSeq, a predicted model, not a curated record
UUAAACGAUUCGAAAUAUUUGUGACGAGUGAAGUGCACUGAAGAUAUUUCUCGCACUUAUCAGUGUUGUUGGUGUGCAUUUGUCAUCUUUUGUAUCUUUUCAUAAUUCAAAAAAUCCGAGUCUCCUAGACGGUGCCAAAAAUUGUGAUCAGUUUAAAGAUUCAUCGCGAUCUAAUAACGUUGAGGAUCAAUCAUCAGCAUGACUGGUGGAAAUAACACUGAGAAAUCAGCCAAUAAUCCUUUAGAGCAGUUUGUAUUGCUUGCAAAAACUGCAAAAGGUGCUGCUGCCAUAGAACUCAUAAGGCAAGCUGUUGAAACACCUGGCGUUCAUGUUUUUGGUGAAUUAUUAGAUAUGCCAAAUAUCAAAGAGUUGGAGAAUGGGCCUUAUGUCCAAUAUUGGAAUACUUUGAAUCUGUUUGCAUAUGGCACCUAUAAAGAUUAUUUGGAUAAUAAAGAGAAAGUGUUAGAAUUAACUCCUAUACAAAAAAAGAAACUUCAACAUCUUACAAUUGUCACUCUUGCUACAAAAAACAAAUGUAUACCUUAUUCGGUAUUGUUGGAAGAGUUAGAUAUAAAGAAUGUUAGAGAUCUAGAGGAUUUAAUUAUUGAAGCAAUAUACGCAGAUAUAAUUCAUGGGAAAUUAGAUCAAAAAAAUUCACAAUUAGAAGUAGAUUAUGCUGGUCUAGGACGAGAUGUACGACCAGGUGAUACUGGUGUAGUAGCUGAAACCUUAGCUGCUUGGGGUGAAGCGUGCGAUACAGUUUUAUCUUGUAUCGAGGAUCAAAUAUCUAGAGCUAAUGUUGAAAAACAAAAAGCUACUUAUCACAAAGAAAGAAUACAGAGAGAUAUUACGAAUAUAAAGAAAUCUCUCGCAGCUCAAGCAGGAGGUAGUAGCAUUCAAGAAGCUGAUGUGGCUGGCGGUAGUUCUGGCGCAGGAGGAAGUGAAUCAAGUAGAGAAGCUAUGCCGGUGCUAUCGGAGAAGAAGAAGUUACAGAAGGUCAAAUGUAUCAAAGUCAGUGGGCGUGAAGAAUUUAAUUAGGAUUUGACUCUAGAUGAAAAUUUGAUAAAUAAUGCAAGAUGCAUUGCAUAUUUAUCAAUGCAUACGUGCCUACCCAUUGCCAGAAAUCACAUAAAACGGUAUGCCCAUUGUGACGAGUUGAUCGAUGCUUACGUGUACUUCCAACGAUAUUAUCGUUCGUACUGUUUGCGUUGAGACUUUAUAGAUUUUCGUUUUGUAAGGAUUUAUAAUCGCUAAACAAUUCAUUGACGCAUAACUAGUCGAAAAGGUCGUUUUUGAAGAAUCUUGUAUGUUCAGAAAAUUAUCAAGGUAUACUACUGAUGUAGUUUAGCAAAAAAAAAAAAAAAAAAAGAAAUGUCAGCCGUCUAUUGAAGAGCGUUGUAAUUGCUACUCGAAUAAAAGGAUAAUAUAUUUUA